Molecule: messenger RNA, 1593 nt
Organism: Mercurialis annua (annual mercury)
Lineage: Eukaryota; Viridiplantae; Streptophyta; Magnoliopsida; Malpighiales; Euphorbiaceae
Product: U-box domain-containing protein 26-like
Exons: 1
Coding region: 254-1390 (378 amino acids)
Biological process (GO): protein ubiquitination
Molecular function (GO): ubiquitin protein ligase activity
Source: RefSeq, a predicted model, not a curated record
UACUCACUCUCUAGUGUUUGUUGGCUUAUGUUUUCAAACUACUUUGAUCUUUGAAUUCUUACAGAAUGUGCUAAGUGGUCAUCUUUGUCUCUUAUCAAUUUCUUUUCUCCUUUUUUAUGCAAUUAUUAUAACUCAUCUGUAUUUAUAAAGCAAGGAGAAAAAAAAGGCUUAGAAAUCCAUUUGUUUGUGAAUUUUUAGCCAAUACCUUCAAUCAACUAGUAAUACUUUUGUAUUUGUUUUUUCUUGGUGAAAAAUGAGUAUACCCCAGUUGUUCAUUUGCCCAAUUAGCCUAGACUUGUUCAAAGAUCCAGUCACUCUUUGCACAGGCCAAACUUACGAUCGAUCAAGCAUAGAAAAAUGGGUUGCUGCUGGUAAUCUUACAUGCCCUGUUACAAUGCAGAAGCUUCAUGAUCUUUCCAUGGUUCCGAAUCACACUCUUCGUCAUUUGAUUCAUGAUUGGCUGCAACCUCAGCUCGGUAUUCAUCGACUAAGCAUUAAUGAUUCUCUAGCAUCAUUAAAACAUCAGCUUCAAUCUCACGACUCUACCUUGCACGACAAGUAUGAGACCCUUCAACGAACUCGAGCUCUAUCCGAAGAAUCCACCUCCAGAAUUUUAUGUUUAGUUCACUCGGGAUUCUUCCCAUUGCUUUUGGAACUCCUGUUUCAAGAAAUAGCGCCUCAAAUAUCCCAAGAAAGCAUCGAAUUUGCAGAGCAGUCACUUUGUUGUGCUCUGAAGCUGCUUCCUUUCGCAGAACACAAGUCUUUAAAUAUUCUACGCCAAGAAUCGAAGUUGGAAUCGUUCAAGAUUUUGCUCGAAUUCGGUACUAGCAAAAUCAAGGUUGGUUUGUGCCAUCUUAUAGAGGCAAUCUCAUCAUCUUUAGAUACAAGAGAGCUAUGCUUGAUGCUAGGCAGAAACCGCGGACUAUUACGAAUUCUGGUUCAGCUGGUUGAAGAUAAAUUUGGGGGCGGAAUCAACGCGAUAUCUGCAUUAUGCUCGUUGGAAACGAACAGGGAGAUUAUGGUAGAAGAAGGGGUAGUGAAUGGACUUGUGAGUUACAUAUGUAAUGGUGAAGACUUAGCGGGAAGCGCCAUGGCAACGAUUGAGGUUCUAUUAGGGGUAGAGAGCGGAAAAGAGGCCGUAAUCGAGGAUGGUAACGGGAUAAGGGGUAUAGUGAAGAUGGUUUUCAGGGUAUCUGAUCAUCAAAGUAGUGAAAGUGCAGUGAGGUCACUCAUCAUUCUAUGUAGCCACUCAUUACAGGCAAGGGAAGAAGCAAUAUGUGCUGGAGUUUUGACUCAGUUGUUAUUGCUUUUGCAGAGUCAGUGCAGUUGCACCACCAAAUCAAAAGCAAGGUUGUUGCUUCAGCUACUCAGAUCCAAUUGCAAUCAAUAACCAAACAAUCUAUGUCACAUUAUUUGGAUCUAAUUUGUAUGAAAUACAAGUUUAUGGACCAAAAUGAUAAUUCUCUCAAGAUUAUUUAUGUCAUAUGGGAUGUUUUCCUUUCUUAUGUGGGUCUUUUCUUCUCGUACUUUUGUGAAUAAAGAAUCAAGUAUCGUUAAUUGUACUUUUCCCAAAUAAAAUUAUUUUAUAGCUUC